GACCUAAUUCGUGGUGUUUGUCAUUAUUUUCAUGAAUUGAAUUGGUAAUGCACAUAUGGAAAUCAAGCACUCAGCACGAUGGCAACAGUAAUCGAGAGUAUGCAGAGUAAUACCACACACACAUUUCUCAAUCCACCUGCAUUUGUAACGUUUUAUUGAAAGCUACCAUCAUGGAAAUUUCAGCGAUAUAAAGAUGCUUCUCUGACUUUUCUAAUUGCUAUCUGAUAUCAACAAUCAGGUCGACAAUAGCUUCUUCUUUAAACUUUGUUUCCUGCACAAUAAUCAAUACAAUAUCAAGUCAUCAUGGCACCAACUAUCGUUCUCAUUUCCGGCGCCAACAGAGGUAUCGGCAAGGGAAUACUCGAACUUUAUCUUUCCAAGCCAAACCACACUGUUAUUGCUGCAAACCGGGAUCCAAACCAUCCUUCAUCAAAAGCACUAGCUGACUUGCCUAAGGGCGAAGGCUCGUCCCUUGUCCUCGUCAAAGUUGAUGCUACAGUCUCCACAGAUGCACUCGAGGCUGUGAAACAAUUGGGAUCUCAGGGUAUUGAUCAUAUUGACAUUGUGAUUGCGAAUGCCGGCGUUUGCUACGCUUGGCCCAAAGUUUCGGAAGUAAAGGCCGAAGAUAUUCAAGGCCAUUUUGUUCCAAACGUACACGGUUUUGUUUGGUUGUAUCAAGCUACACUUCCCUUGUUGAAGAAGUCCAAACUCGGAAAAUUCAUUUCUAUUGGUUCUUCCGCAGGAUAUCUCACGGUAAGUCUGCUCCCAAAUCUCAAUUCACUAUCGAACCAAUUAGACAUGCCAAAUUCGGCCUACGCACCUUCUAAAGUCGCCGUACAUUGGCUUACGAAAGCUAUUCAUCGUGAAGAGCCAACUCUUAUAGCUUUCCCCAUUGACCCCGGAUGGGUCCAAACCGACCUGGGAAAUAUCGGUGCUAACCACUUCGGAUUUGAUGCAGCUCCUUUAGGAGUCGCAGAAUGCGCUGCUGGAUUGGACAAGGUCAUAGCUGAGAGCACCCGAGAAACCCAUGGAGGAAAGUUCUACAAGUGGGAUGGCGAGGUUCUUCCUUGGUAGAGAUAGUUUUCUGGUAGCCACUCCAAAGAUAUGCUAGAUUGAGUUUGGAAGUAAAAACGUAGACUUCAAACAAAUCAGAUUGCUGUAUUGA
Botrytis cinerea B05.10 is the source of this 1165-nucleotide messenger RNA. RefSeq lists its product as hypothetical. The record is from RefSeq and is a predicted model, not a curated record. The coding region runs from base 304 to 1074 and encodes 256 amino acids. NCBI's taxonomy places the organism in Eukaryota, Fungi, Ascomycota, Leotiomycetes, Helotiales, Sclerotiniaceae. The transcript has 3 exons.